UAACGGUUGUGUCCUCCGUACCGAUCGCUUGUUUCAAUUCCUUAAUUUCUACGUUUGUAAUCGCGUGUCUGUCGUAUGACAAACCCCACUUUAAUUAUUAAUGAUUUGGUUCAUCCGAUAAACUCAACUCGUCUCGGUGAACUUUGAAGCUUCUCAGUAUGGACUCAGGCUAGCUUGAUGCGCUAGCGAGCUUAGCUCGUUAGCCGCUAACAAAGAGACGCAGUAGUUAUCAACACAUCUCUACGCAGAGAUUGGGUGUGAGGGUCAAGUGUUGGGAUUGUGUGAAAAUGUGUGAAGUACAACUGCUGAGAGUUUGGCGAAUUUGCGGCUGUUAAAUGAAUAUUUGUAGUGUUAGAAAGAAGCAUAGCAGAGUUCAAGGGACUGUGGCGAAGGAGCGACAACAUCAACUACUAGACGCUGUUUUUCAAGAAACAUCAGGUCCGCAUGGAGCUGGAGGGGGCGUGGCCUCCAGCUCCGGCUGAAAAUAGGGAGAUUUUCGGGAGAAUAUUUGUCCCGGGAGGUUUUCGGGAGAGGCGCUGAAUUUCGGGAGUUUCCCGGAAAAUUCGGGAGGGUUGGCAAGUAUGACAUAAGAGGUCAGUGAAGACCAUCUUCUCCCUCAGCAGCAGGAGUGAAUCUCAAGGAUGGAGCAGGAUAAGCCACAGCUCCCCCACAUUAAAUGGGGAGAGCAGGAACCCCAGCCCCCUCAAAUUAGAGAAGAGGACGACCCACAUCCCCCCCACAUCAAAGAAAAGGAAGAGCCACAGCUGCCUCGCUUAAAAGAGGAAGAAGUGCCACAACCACAUCAUAUUAAAAAUGAGGAGUUGCAACACCCCCACUUUGAAGAGGGGGUGCCACAGCCACCCCACAUUACAAGGGAAGAGGAGGAACCACAGCCCUUUCAAAUUAAAGAAGAGGACGACCCACAUCACCCCCACAUUAAAGAAGAAGGAGAUAAGCCACAGCUCCCCCGCUUAAAAGAGAAAGCUGUGCCACAACGACUUCACAUUAAAGAGGGACCACAGCCCACUUACCUUAAAGAGGAAGAGGAGGAACACAGCAUCAGUCAGGAGGGAGAGCACCUUCAAAGGUUGGAGGAGUUCCCAGUGAUUGGUAUGAUUUUGAAGAGUGAAUAUGAUGAGGUCAAAGGUGAAAAUGAGGAGAAGAGAGAGGUGGGGCCUCCAAGGAGCAGCUCAACUCAACACAUGACAACAGAAGCUGAUGGAGACCACUGUGGAGGAUCACAAUCAGACAAGAUCUUAGCUCCACGAUCAGAUAGUGAAGACACAACGUCACACUCUCCUGACACUGAUGAUGAUGAAGACUCUAAAGCUGAUAAGACAUGUCACACUGACAACACACGAUUUAAAUGUUCUCACUGUGACAAAAUUUUUAAACGCCCUAGUUGUCUUAAAAGACACAUGAGAAUACACACCGGAGAAAAACCUUUUUCCUGCUCACUAUGCGGUAAAUAUUUUAGUCAAAGGCACCAUUUGCAAACACAUAUGAGAAGUCACACUGGAGAAAAACCAUUCAUGUGCUCGGUUUGCAGUAAAGCUUUCUCUUGGAAGGGGACUUUGAUAAGACACAAACGAGUACACACUGGUGAAAAACCUUUUAUUUGUUCAGUUUGUGGUAAAGGAUUUGUCCAAAAUCAAGUUUUGAAGGUACACAUGAGAACACACACUGGUGAAAAACCAUAUUCCUGUUCAAGCUGCAAAAGAGGCUUUACUGAUCAAUCAGCAUUUGCAUGUCAUAUGAGAACACAUACUGGAGAAAAAACAUUCAAGUGCUCAAUUUGUAGUAAAAGAUUCUCUCGGAAGGAACAUUUGAAAAUACACAUGAGAAUACACACUGGAGAAAAACCUUUUACAUGUUCAAUCUGUGGGAAAGGGUUUGUACAAAAUACUGAUUUGAAAGUACACAUGAGAAUACACACUGGAGACAAACCAUUCAUGUGUUCGGUUUGUAGUCAAAGAUUCUCUAAGAAGCAACAUUUGAAAGUGCACUCAAGAAUCCACACUGGAGAAAAACCUUUCAUAUGUUCAUUCUGCGGUAAGGGUUAUGUACAAAGUCAACAUUUGAAAGUACACAUGAGAACACACACAGGUGAAAAACCAUAUUCCUGUUCAAACUGCUACAGAAGCUUUUGUGACCGAACAAAACUUGCAGUACACAUGAGAACACACACUUGUGAGAAAGUGUUGAGUUGCAGUGUGUGUGAUGAAAGAUUCUCUUACAAGUACCAGUGUAAGAAACACAAGUGUGCUGGUGAGAACAGCAGCAGCAAAUAAAUUCAAAACUUUAACUUUGACUUUCAAAUAACAUCGACAUAUGCAUCAUGUGUAACAUCAUUUUUGUAUGUUGAACAAUCUUAAUAUGCUUCUAACAUAUAUAAUUAGAUAUGUGUCUAUUUAGUGUUUUUAAAUCAGUGAAGGACAUGCAUUAAUAUAUAACAUUGUGUACAUAUAUU
Messenger RNA from Nerophis lumbriciformis (worm pipefish), 2470 nucleotides. RefSeq lists its product as uncharacterized. The record is from RefSeq and is a predicted model, not a curated record. Gene Ontology annotation, biological process: regulation of transcription by RNA polymerase II. Lineage: Eukaryota; Metazoa; Chordata; Actinopteri; Syngnathiformes; Syngnathidae. Gene Ontology annotation, molecular function: DNA-binding transcription factor activity, RNA polymerase II-specific. Gene Ontology annotation, cellular component: nucleus.